Lepus europaeus (European hare) is the source of this 12389-nucleotide messenger RNA. RefSeq names its product myosin VA (gene MYO5A). Lineage: Eukaryota; Metazoa; Chordata; Mammalia; Lagomorpha; Leporidae. The coding region runs from base 58 to 5964 and encodes 1968 amino acids. Gene Ontology annotation, molecular function: actin filament binding; protein phosphatase inhibitor activity; ATP binding. Gene Ontology annotation, cellular component: actin cytoskeleton; vesicle; cytoplasm. Gene Ontology annotation, biological process: vesicle transport along actin filament; actin filament organization. The record is from RefSeq and is a predicted model, not a curated record. The transcript is spliced from 42 exons.
UUAAAUCUUAGUCCUUUUUAAUUUUUAGAAGCAGAAAGAGAGAAAGAGCAUGUGUGCAUGCUCCCAAUGAUUGUUCACGUCCCAAAUGUCUGUAGCAGUCUUGUCUGGACCAGGUCUGAAGCUGGGAGCUGUCAAAGCAAUCCAAAUGCCCCAUGUCAGUGUCAGGAAUCACUGGAGCCACUACCGCUGCCUCCUGGGCAAUGCAUGCAAGGAAGAUGGAGUCAGGAGAUAGAGGAAAUGGAAGAUAAAGUGACUAGUCCAGAGAAAGCUGAAGAAGCAAAAUUAAAAGCAAGAUAUCCUCAUCUGGGACAAAAGCCCGGAGGUUCAGAUUUCUUAAGGAAACGAUUGCAGAAAGGGUUUGCCAGGGUUUGGAUCCCUGAUCCAGAGGAAGUUUGGAAGUCAGCAGAGCUGCUGAAAGAUUACAAACCAGGAGACAAAGCCCUCCUGCUUCACCUCGAGGAAGGAAAGGAUUUGGAAUAUCACCUAGAUCCAAAGACCAAGGAGCUGCCUCACUUACGAAACCCUGACAUACUUGUGGGUGAAAAUGACCUCACGGCUCUCAGCUAUCUUCAUGAGCCUGCUGUGCUCCACAAUCUCCGAGUCCGCUUUAUUGAUUCUAAGCUUAUUUAUACAUACUGUGGUAUCGUCUUAGUAGCUAUAAAUCCCUAUGAGCAGCUGCCCAUUUAUGGAGAAGAUAUUAUUAAUGCAUACAGUGGUCAGAAUAUGGGUGAUAUGGACCCACAUAUCUUUGCAGUAGCUGAAGAAGCUUACAAGCAAAUGGCCAGAGAUGAGCGAAAUCAGUCCAUCAUCGUAAGUGGAGAGUCUGGGGCAGGAAAAACAGUCUCAGCUAAGUAUGCCAUGCGAUACUUUGCAACUGUGAGUGGCUCUGCCAGUGAGGCCAAUGUUGAAGAAAAGGUCCUUGCCUCCAACCCCAUCAUGGAGUCAAUUGGAAAUGCUAAAACAACCAGGAAUGAUAAUAGCAGCCGUUUUGGGAAGUAUAUUGAGAUUGGCUUUGACAAGAGGUAUCGAAUUAUUGGUGCCAAUAUGAGAACUUACCUUCUAGAGAAGUCCAGAGUGGUAUUCCAGGCAGAAGAGGAGAGAAACUAUCAUAUCUUCUAUCAACUUUGUGCCUCAGCAAAUAUACCUGAAUUUAAAAUGUUGCGAUUAGGAAAUGCAAAUAACUUUCAUUAUACCAAUCAAGGAGGCAGCCCUGUGAUAGAAGGAGUGGAUGAUGCAAAGGAGAUGGCACACACAAGGCAGGCCUGCACGUUGCUGGGCAUUAGUGAGUCUUAUCAAAUGGGAAUUUUCCGAAUACUUGCUGGUAUCCUUCACUUAGGCAAUGUUGGAUUUGCCUCUCGAGAUUCAGACAGCUGCACAAUACCUCCCAAGCACGAACCUCUCAGCAUCUUCUGUGACCUCAUGGGUGUUGACUAUGAAGAGAUGUGUCACUGGCUCUGCCAUCGGAAGCUGGCCACUGCCACAGAGACAUACAUCAAGCCCAUCUCCAAGCUUCAGGCCACAAAUGCCCGUGAUGCUCUGGCCAAGCACAUCUAUGCCAAGCUCUUUAACUGGAUCGUGGAUCAUGUCAAUCAGGCUCUCCAUUCUGCUGUCAAACAGCACUCUUUUAUUGGCGUGCUAGACAUUUAUGGAUUUGAAACAUUUGAGAUAAAUAGUUUUGAACAGUUUUGCAUAAAUUAUGCAAAUGAAAAGCUACAACAACAAUUCAAUAUGCAUGUCUUCAAAUUGGAACAAGAAGAAUAUAUGAAGGAACAAAUUCCAUGGACGCUCAUUGAUUUUUAUGAUAAUCAACCCUGUAUUAAUCUUAUAGAAUCUAAACUGGGCAUUCUAGAUUUGCUGGAUGAGGAAUGUAAGAUGCCUAAAGGUUCAGAUGACACUUGGGCCCAGAAAUUGUACAACACACAUUUGAGCAAAUGUGCACUCUUUGAAAAACCUCGUCUAUCCAAUAAAGCUUUCAUCAUCCAGCAUUUUGCUGACAAAGUGGAAUACCAGUGUGAAGGCUUUCUCGAGAAGAACAAAGACACUGUUUUUGAAGAACAAAUUAAAGUUCUUAAAUCAAGCAAGUUUAAGAUGCUUCCAGAACUAUUUCAAGAUGAUGAGAAGGCCAUCAGUCCAACCUCAGCCACCUCUUCAGGACGCAUACCCCUCACCCGCACACCUGCCAAGCCCACCAAAGGUAGACCUGGCCAGAUGGCCAAGGAGCACAAGAAAACAGUGGGGCACCAGUUCCGAAACUCCCUUCACCUGCUUAUGGAGACCCUCAAUGCCACUACCCCUCACUAUGUGCGCUGUAUUAAGCCUAAUGACUUCAAGUUCCCAUUCACAUUCGAUGAGAAAAGAGCUGUGCAGCAACUGAGAGCAUGUGGGGUCCUGGAGACCAUCCGAAUCAGCGCGGCAGGCUUCCCCUCCCGUUGGACUUACCAAGAAUUUUUCAGCCGCUACCGUGUCCUAAUGAAGCAAAAGGAUGUACUGAGUGAUAGAAAACAAACAUGCAAGAAUGUAUUAGAGAAACUGAUACUGGACAAGGACAAAUACCAGUUUGGUAAGACAAAGAUCUUUUUCCGUGCCGGUCAAGUGGCCUAUCUAGAAAAACUGCGGGCAGACAAACUGAGGGCUGCCUGCAUCCGGAUCCAGAAGACCAUCCGGGGAUGGCUGCUGAGGAAGAAGUACCUGCGCAUGCGGAGGGCAGCUAUCACUGUGCAGAGAUAUGUGCGGGGCUACCAGGCUCGAUGCUAUGCUAAGUUUCUGCGCAGAACCAGAGCAGCAACCAUCGUUCAGAAGUACUGGCGCAUGUAUGUGGUUCGCAGGAGGUACAAGAUUACACGAGCUGCCACUAUCGUUCUACAGUCUUAUUUGCGAGGCUACUUGGCUAGAAAUAGGUAUCACAAGAUACUCCGUGAGCACAAAGCAGUCAUCAUUCAGAAGUGGGUCCGGGGCUGGCUGGCUCGCACACGCUACAAGAGGAGCAUGCAUGCCAUUAUCUACCUUCAGUGCUGCUUCCGGAGGAUGAUGGCCAAACGUGAGCUGAAGAAGCUCAAAAUCGAGGCUCGCUCCGUGGAGCGCUAUAAGAAGCUGCACAUUGGCAUGGAGAACAAGAUCAUGCAGCUGCAGCGCAAAGUGGAUGAGCAGAACAAAGACUACAAAUGUCUCAUGGAGAAACUGACCAAUCUGGAAGGAAUAUACAACUCUGAGACUGAGAAACUACGAAGUGAUUUAGAGCGUCUUCAGCUAAGUGAGGAGGAAGCCAAGGUUGCCACUGGACGUGUUCUUAGUCUGCAGGAAGAAAUUGCCAAGCUCCGGAAAGACCUGGAACAGACUCAGUCAGAGAAAAAGUCCAUUGAGGAACGUGCAGAUAAAUACAAACAAGAAACUGAACAGCUGGUAUCAAGUCUGAAGGAAGAAAAUACUUUGCUGAAGCAGGAAAAAGAGACCCUUAAUCACCUUAUUGUGGAGCAGGCUAAGGAGAUGACAGAAACUAUGGAGAAAAAGUUAGUAGAAGAAACAAAACAACUGGAACUUGAUCUUAAUGAUGAAAGGUUGAGAUAUCAGAACCUUCUGAAUGAAUUCAGUCGCCUGGAAGAAAGAUAUGAUGACCUGAAGGAGGAGAUGACCCUGAUGGUGAAUGUGCCUAAGCCUGGACACAAGAGAACAGACUCUACCCACAGCAGCAAUGAGUCUGAAUAUACCUUUAGCUCUGAAAUUGCAGAAACCGAAGACAUCCCAUUGCGGACAGAGGAGCCAAGUGAGAAGAAGGUGCCUCUGGACAUGUCACUGUUUCUCAAGCUCCAGAAGCGAGUCACAGAGCUGGAGCAGGAGAAGCAGGUGAUGCAGGAUGAGCUGGACCGCAAGGAGGAGCAGAUGCUGCGCAGCAAGGCAAAGGAAGAAGAAAGACCACAAGUUAGAGGUGCAGAACUGGAAUAUGAGUCACUCAAGCGUCAAGAACUAGAAUCAGAAAACAAAAAACUGAAAAAUGAGCUAAAUGAGUUGCGCAAGGCCCUUAGUGAGAAAAGCGCCCCAGAGGUGACUGCUCCUGGUGCACCUGCCUACCGUGUCCUCAUGGAGCAGCUGGCCUCUGUGAGUGAGGAGCUUGAUGUCCGAAAGGAGGAAGUCCUCAUCUUGAGGUCUCAGCUGGUGAGCCAGAAGGAAGCCAUCCAACCCAAGAAUACAAUGACAGAUUCCACAAUACUUUUGGAAGAUGUACAAAAAAUGAAAGAUAAAGGUGAAAUAGCCCAAGCCUACAUUGGCUUGAAGGAAACAAACAGAUCGUCUGCUAUGGAUUUCCAUGAGUUGAAUGAGGAUGGAGAGCUGUGGCUGGUUUAUGAAGGGUUAAAACAAGCCAACAGACUCCUAGAAUCACAGCUCCAGUCACAGAAGAGGAGCCAUGAGAACGAGGCCGAGGCCCUCCGCGGGGAGAUUCAGAGCCUAAAGGAGGAGAACAACCGGCAGCAGCAGCUGCUGGCCCAGAACCUGCAGCUGCCCCCAGAGGCACGCAUCGAGGCCAGCCUGCAGCACGAGAUUACCCGGCUGACAAACGAGAACUUGUAUUUUGAGGAAUUAUAUGCAGAUGACCCUAAGAAGUAUCAGUCAUAUCGGAUUUCACUUUACAAACGGAUGAUUGACUUGAUGGAACAACUUGAAAAACAGGAUAAGACUGUUCGGAAACUGAAAAAACAACUGAAAGUAUUUGCCAAAAAAAUUGGUGAACUAGAAGUGGGCCAGAUGGAGAACAUAUCUCCAGGACAGAUCAUUGAUGAACCCAUCCGUCCAGUCAACAUUCCCAGGAAAGAAAAGGACUUCCAAGGAAUGCUGGAAUACAAGAAGGAGGAUGAGCAAAAACUUGUUAAGAAUCUGAUUCUGGAACUGAAGCCCCGUGGUGUAGCAGUUAAUUUGAUUCCAGGGUUGCCAGCGUAUAUCCUGUUUAUGUGUGUCCGACAUGCUGACUACUUAAAUGAUGAUCAGAAAGUAAGGUCUUUGCUAACGUCAACAAUUAACAGCAUCAAGAAAGUGCUCAAGAAAAGAGGUGAUGAUUUUGAAACCGUCUCCUUCUGGCUCUCCAACACAUGCCGAUUUCUGCACUGUUUGAAGCAGUACAGUGGAGAAGAGGGCUUUAUGAAGCACAACACAUCCCGCCAAAAUGAACACUGCCUCACCAACUUUGACCUGGCUGAGUAUCGGCAGGUGCUGAGUGACUUGGCCAUUCAGAUCUACCAGCAGCUGGUGCGGGUGUUAGAGAACAUCCUCCAGCCAAUGAUUGUCUCAGGUAUGCUGGAGCAUGAAACCAUUCAGGGAGUGUCUGGGGUAAAGCCCACGGGGCUAAGAAAGCGAACCUCCAGUAUCGCCGAUGAGGGCACCUACACACUGGACUCCAUCCUCAGGCAGCUCAACUCCUUCCACUCGGUCAUGUGUCAGCAUGGCAUGGACCCAGAACUGAUCAAGCAGGUGGUCAAGCAGAUGUUCUACAUCGUGGGGGCCAUCACCCUGAACAACCUCCUGCUGCGGAAGGACAUGUGCUCCUGGAGUAAAGGCAUGCAGAUCAGGUACAAUGUCAGUCAACUGGAAGAAUGGCUGCGUGACAAGAAUCUGAUGAACAGCGGGGCCAAAGAAACUUUGGAACCUCUCAUUCAGGCUGCUCAGCUUUUGCAAGUGAAAAAGAAAACAGAUGAUGAUGCAGAAGCCAUUUGCUCCAUGUGCAAUGCUCUGACUACUGCCCAGAUCGUCAAAGUGUUGAACUUGUAUACCCCAGUUAACGAGUUUGAAGAAAGAGUCUCUGUGUCGUUUAUUCGUACCAUACAGAUGCGUUUACGGGAUAGGAAAGACUCUCCUCAGCUGCUCAUGGAUGCUAAACACAUCUUUCCUGUCACCUUUCCCUUUAACCCAUCCUCCCUCGCGCUAGAAACAAUCCAGAUCCCAGCCAGCCUGGGCCUGGGAUUCAUUGCACGGGUCUGAAAGUGAUAUCCAGGCAAAUGUGGACAGUGCAUCUCUUGCCUGGAGUAAGAACCCAUUAUUUCCAGUGAGCUACUGAAAGUAACAGGUUUGAAGAGGAAGUACUGAUUUCUCUCUCAAACAAGAGGCUGUUAACUGGAAACCCCCCUGGAAUACUUCCAUCAUCACCUGGAAAGAAAGAUAGGCUCCUGUGUGCUAUGCUACCUUUAUAGCAACACCCAUCCUUGAUCAGCUAGGUAUCCUGAGUUUACAUACAGGUGAGUGAGUGAAGAAGGAAAGGAGAGAAAGAAGGAAGGAAAGGAAAGAAGGCAGAAAAAAAUGUCUUUAGCUGCCAGCAUUUAUUUCAAAUCCUCAGUACUGCACUCACAUGGUAUAAAAAGCAUAAAUUCCAUAUAUGAGCUGUUGGUCAGAAAACAUCAGCGAAGAACCUCCUCUGCACUGAACAGAAGACUUGAAAGAAAACUUGCCAUUGAACACAUAUCUCACCAGGUUAGCCAUCAGCUGUGUGGAUACCACCAGACUGGAUGAAAGAAAUAAACUGGCAGUAUGAAAAGUAAUUGGUCAAAUAGCUUCCUUAUUUGUGUCACUAUGAUAUAGAGAUAUUAAAAGAGUGUUGGUUUGCUAUAGAGCAUAGAUGUCCAUUGGUACUGUAGUUUACUGAGCAUUUCAAAUUGCUGCUACAUGCUGUCUUCUUAGAAUGUAAGCGAUAUUCUUAUUAGAUGCUGUAACAAUAAGCUUCUCUUUUACCAACUGUUUACAAUUCCAUCAGAUAACAGUUUUAACUGGAUUAUAUGCAAAUGGUCUGCAGAUUCAUCUGCAUAAGUAACAGGCACUGGAUGUCAUUUAUUAAUAUGACAAAAUGCUUGACACUUAGGAGUAGGAUCGGGCAGGGUGGCGAUUGUUGACGUUGGUACUGAUCCUGGAUGCAUUACCUUGAUGUGCUCACUUGUUUUCCCUGGCUGGAUAUUGCAUCAGGCUGCAGUGUUUGUGAAGUGACUUUAGUUACCAGAUCUGAUUCCUGCCCUGUAUGCUUUCAGUCUGGACAGGUUUUCUUUCUUAAUUUAUUAAGAAUUGAUCUCAGUCACUGUCAAGAAAGAAUUGUCAGAAUAUUCAUUAUUCAGGUCUUAAAACUUUGAUUAUCUUAUGAAUUAUGCAAAAGAAGGUAUAUAAUAGGUAUUUAGUUAUGAUUCAGGUUUUUUUAGGCUUUGCAACUUCUAUAAAUGUCCUCAAUUACCAAUAGAUACUUUAAAGAGCAUCAUAUUAGAAAUACUUUAAGAAGACAUAAGUAUAAGAAAAUUGUUGAAUUUUAUAGAGGAUUUGGUUCAAUAAGACCCAGAUUCCAUAAGUUUUCAUUUGAAAUUCUAAAUAAACCUAUUCUCCAUUUUUUCUAGAAGUCUUAUACAGUAAAUCCUUCACGUUGUACAAAAACAAAUUCAUAGCAUUCAUUAGAAACUCUGGUUCCCAAAUACAAGCAUAGAUUUAUAUAAUUUAACUGCUACAUGGUCUAUAAAAAUGACAUAUCUUAUUAAAAUAUGUGCAAUAUUAUUUAUGGAAGUCAAACAGUUUCCCAUCAGUGGCAGAGGUUGUUAUUAAAUGAUGAAUACUGUCUACAAACUUAUUUGGACCUCAGUUUCCUUGUUUAUAAAAUAAAAGGGUUGGACAACUGAUUCUUAAGGUCCAUUCCAGCUCCAGAAUUCUCUCUGAGUGCUUGGCUCAUAGAGAAAGGAGCUGUGGUUGCUCAGUAAGUCCUUCCUCUGGGGGGAGGAUAUGUGUAUAGUGCCUGUAAUUCAUUUAACAAAGCAUAAAUCACAAGUUCUUAAAUGUACAUCAUUUAUGAACAUGUUUCUAGAAAGCCCUAUUCUGUAUGUGUUACUUGAAAGUGAAUUCAUUUAAAUAAUUUUUAUUAUGUACUGCUUUAUUCCAUUUGAAUACAUUUAUUUGUUUGCGACAUCAACCAAAAACACUAAGUCAAUCAGAUUCUCAGUUUUUCCUGGUUGUCAAGGUGGUUUUUAGUGAACACUUAACUCUUACCUCCAUUUGGCUGGUACCAAGUGUGUCCCAGUCUACCGGCAUAGGUGGGACAUGGGUGGGGCAAGUGCUAAGAAUAGACAGUCCUGGUGUAGGCAGUGCACUUGGGCCCUCUGCCCGGCUUAGUCCCCUGUGGAAAGACCCCCAUGCUUCAGCACCUCGUCAGGUAUUCGAGAUCAUGUGGAAGCUCCCACUGCCAUCCCAGCUCCUGUCCUGAAGUGUGUCUGUUCUGAGCCUUGCUCGCUGUCCUGUCUGCUUUCUUUCUGCUGUGCGGUGCUGGAGCUGCUCUCGCACGCCUGGGUGUACGCCCCGUGGCCACUGUGGGAUUUCUCCUGCUCCGGUGAUGGUAGCGCAGAGUUUCUGCUACUGCAGGCCCCACCUUCCUGCAAGCCCCAGAUGGGGACCUGAAUUAACUUCUCCUGGUGACCUGAGGAUUUUGAGUCAUUAUGAUAAUCAAUACCUUACAACCAGGGUUUCCCGGCCUCCCCCAACCCCCCAGACCCGAAAAAUGACCCUGUGUACUACUUUCUUGAGGAUGCAACAAGAUUCUGUUGACCAUAGCUAUCCUUUGGCCAGUCAGGGAAUUGCACACUCUCCUGUCAACCACACUUUCUCACCCAGCUUCACAUGCCCCUCCAGCAGCCUCUCCUUGGCCUGAUUCUCCCUUUCCUCUCCCCUUACCCUCCUCCUGUCUGUCCCAUCCCCUGCUGACUCUCCUGCUGCUGUGUGUUGAAGGCUGGCAGACAGAGUCAGUCCUUAGUUGACCCUAUUGGCCUUCCUAGUGGCCAGUUUUUGCACAAGUUCUUGUUGCUCCCCCUUCUCUGCAGCAGUUCUGUAGUGCUAUCAUGAAUUGGCUUUUUCUUAGUUGCUCUGUGACACACAACAGGAAUUCAGAGGAAGAGAUACUGGGAGCCACAGUGUGGUUCUGGGUCUCACUAGCCCCUUCCCAGCGCCCUCCCCCACCAUAAGCUCGGACUGUCUCACCCUUGGGGUGCAGAGCUGAAACCUUAGUGGCAGUGUCACUUUCUCCAGCUUUUCACAGGUUGAGGCUUUGCUCUGCCUGAGAGUCGCUCUAAGAGUGGAGAAGAUGAACAUGGCACAAAAUCCAAAAGGCAGUUUCCUGAUUCCUCUGGAGUUUUGAAAAUUCCCCACAUACCUGACACUUUUUUCAUCAAAAUAUUUUCCAAAGGCAACUGAUAGGAAAUUUAGAAAUCUGUGUUACUUUUGGUGGUUUGUCUUGUAAUUUUUUUCCCUUCAGUUCUUUCAUUCAGUAGAGAGUUGGCUCUUUCUGGGUAAGUAACAUGUGUAACAUAGAUGGAAUCUGUUGCUAACACAGUGGAGCAGGCUGCAAAAGUAUGUUAUUAGAAUUUAAUGCAGUGAUUGUGGAGGAGAAAUUACUUUCCUGAUAACCCCAAGAACACGGGCACCUGCCACUGUCCUGAAAAGUCCUCACACCUGUUCUCUUCUCUCUCUGCUCACUCUCUCCAUCUCUCCCCAAAGCCACCAGUUCGCAGAGUUAGUCAAGCCACAUAAUCAUGAAGCCUCCGGGCAGUGUUGACUGCUUGGCAGGAAAUAGGCUAGUGUGUGCGGCUCACCCAUCUCUUCUCCAGCUCUUCCUCUGUGGACCUCACGUCCUCCUCCCAGCAGCAGGGGCAGUAGGCAGUGUGCCCCUCUGCUCAUUAGCUGAUGGGAACUUAAGAUGGACCUGCCUGAGGUUCCACAGUCCUUGGCCCUCUGGCAAACCUGCUGUCCCAAGUAUGGCAGUGGCAGCGUGGGCAGACACCAGGAAGGACUACUAAAAAGUCAUGAGGUUACAUCCUUCCCGUCCUGCUACCCAGGGGUGCCCCAGGCCUGCAAGGGAGCCUUUUCCCUAGUCAGAGUUGGCAGCUGGCAUUGGAGCAAGUGCUGAGUAUGAGGGUGUUUGUCAUCCCAACAAGACCAAAUGCCCAGUGCCAGCUGAUUUGCCUGUUUGUCCUAAUUCCCCGCCAUAACUAGACUUGGCUUUGUCAUGAAUCAGUGCUCCCACAGGAGUGGCAGCAGUCUGCAUUUAAGGAUUCAUUAGUAGCAGGCUGCCUGGGCCAAAGAGACAGGAAGCAGUGAAAUCUGCUCCCAGUGAAGAGGAAGGUCACACGCCCUCCACCCCCUCCCCCGGCACUCAGCGGCUCUGCUGGAGCCAGAGGUAAGCCGCGGGGGGCCUGCAGAGACCCUACGGGUGCAGGCUGCCCAACCUAGUUUAGGUCCUCAGCACAGAGGAGCCCAGGCCCUUGGGGCACUUCAGAGGGCUGUCCACCUGGGCAGGCCAGGUACAAACUCAUGUGUUUUUGGACACUACAGUGUGUGCAUGCUACAGGUGUCCACUUUGGAGCUAGGAGGUAUGCUGUUUGCAUGCGUAUUAGAGGCUCUGUGUGUUGCCAUGGCCUCUGUUCAUGGAUAAGUGCAUUGUAAUGUGUUCUCAGGCUGUGCUGUGAGGGCCGCCUUAACCCUCGCUCCCUUCCCUUCUAGAGCUGCCUUAAGUUCUCCAGAACGUCUCCUCUGUGAGGGAUAUCUUGCCUGGAGAGGAUAUCAUGCCAGUUUUCUAAGGUUCUGUGAGGGUUUGGGUUGGGUGUGGCCUCCAACCCCUAAUUCCCUUCUGCCCUUCCUGCAUGCCCUUCCCCUACUGUUACUUUCUCCGUCCUUGCCUUUCUGGUGUUUCCAAACAGGGCUUAGAACUAGGGGCAACAGCAAUCUCAGAACCAAGAAAAAGUCAGUUUCAAGAAUGUUCCUGAGUAAUUGAGACUGUCAUAAGUAAGUGAUGAGUAGAAUACACGGCAGAAUACAGAGAUCAGCUAAAUUCUUGGGAAUACUUGAAUAUCUUGUUUCCCACUAACCCUUUCUUAAUACAGGUAAAGGAGACAACGCUAAAACUUCUUGGACAUUCCAUAAAAAAUAAAUUUUAAGAGCCCUGUACUAUAAAAGAUUGAGUGAAAACAGAAAUGAGUGCUGUAAUUCUAACCCAAUUUAUUAUCCUAAAUUAAACAAUUCAACCUGGAAUUACAGUAGAUUUCUUAAUAGAUCAGGAACUGAAGUGUACUAUGUAAAAUAUCUUUCAAAAUGCAUUUUUAUACAUUUUUUAUUUUAUAAUUUUGUCUUAAAAAAUUUUUAUUGGUUUAAUGGACAUUAUUAAAUUCUGAAAAUGGCUAGCAUCUCCUUAGUACUGUAAGAUUGCUUGAAACACUUGGAAGAAACUGUUUGGGUUUUCCUAAGUUGAGGUUGGUAUAUACAAUUCAGUGGUUGGCAGUCAGUACAUUUUCAUGCAUUUCUCAGAGUCAGUAGUUUCAAAUAUCUUAUUAUUAUCAUGUGGUAUAACAUUUUAGCCUACAUUUCAGGCUCUCUAAAUCACUUGAGCCAUUAUUUUUUUCCAACAAAUGGUGAAUUUUUCCUUUAAAUGUGGAUAUGUAUGUUGUAAUUUAUGAUUCCUAGUUAUGUAUUUUUGUGGGAUCCUGGAGUAACAUUGACUCUGUUAUGUUCUUGGGAAAUUUAAACUGCUCUAACAGUGUUACACAGAAAAUGAGCUCAUAACAUUUAACAUAGUCUAAUUAUUAACCUUAUUUAUUAAUUUAUGAAAUGAACAUGGCUUUUGUCUAUAAUGAAAUUGAAUGUUGCAGUUUUUCAAAUAUUUUCCUCAUUAAUCUGGAGAAAGAAUUCUUUGAUAUGCAUAGAAAAUAGUGAUAGAGUUAACCUUUGAAAUGUUUUUAGGUGAAAUACUCAUCCAUUAAAAGGAAGCAGAGGUACUGAGAAGUGAAAGGCAUUGUCAACUCUAGUUUUAACUUAGCCCAUUCCAGCAUAUCUCACAGGAAAUCUGAAAAAAAUAAUUCACCUCAUAUCAACAAAAACCUGAAACCUGGGUUUUCACUGGAUAUCAUCUAGUGCUAAUAUGAAAGCCAAAAUAAUAUCAGAAUGACAUUUGUGCUCUAAAUUUGUAGUUGUCUGAUGUUGUGCUUAGUAGGUGUGUGUCAUUAAUGCUGUAUUCUCCUAGCUAUCAUAGAAAAUUGUUCAAAUAAAGAUAUGGAUGUAAAGGGGUUUUGUCAUUGUCUUAUAAAUAAAUUCACUACACAUUUUACAACAACACAAGUUGUUUUUCUGAAGACUGGUAAAAGUAAAUGUAACUUCCUCAUGAGAGUAUUCUAAAGAAUCUUGGAAAUUUGAAAGUUGGCAAAUGCCUUCUAUACUGCAAAACAUAGUGACGUAUAUGAUACAGAUGAGAACUGACAAAUAGACACACACACCCCACACACACCUUAAUGCCUUCUCCUGGUGGGGAGAGAGGGGGACAGGAACUGUGUGUGGCCCUGGGAUUAUGCACUAUACUUGGCAGGGUGAGGCUGCUGGGUUCCAGGAGGACUUCAUCCAUCAGCAUGAGU